AUGUCCGUACUGGCUCUCUGGGUGCCGGGGAUGACCUCCUAUCCGCCAGCGGUGCCUUUAGACAGCGCCCUGCUACAAGCUAUGGCAAACGGCAUACGCGUUUGGUACGCGUCUUUCUCCUCCGUGGAUUGGCUACAUGACGCAAUCAAAGACUCUAUGCGGCUGCUCCGUCUCCGCCGUCGUCACUCCGUCCGCGGACGCGUGCUCAACAACCUCGAUCGUUUCGUCGGCUGGCUCAUCGUCACCCUCGUCGGCGCACUGACAGCCUGCGUCGCCUGGCUCAUCAUUCGCAGUGAAUCCUGGCUCUUCGAUCUCAAGGAGGGAUAUUGUUCCGAUGGGUGGUGGAAGGCGAGGAGGUUCUGCUGCCCGUUCAUGGACGAGGAUCGUUCUGCCUUGGUGGGAGUGGCGGAGGAUGACCAGUGUCCCGCGUGGUUACCAUGGAUGGAAGCGUUGGGUCCGGCUUGGGAGAUCGGGAAUCGCUGGAUUGGCUUGGAACGCUGGUCUGGGGAAUAUAUCGCAUACACUGUCAUGGCUUGCCUUCUGUCCCUUCUCUCUUGCCUUCUCACCAUCUAUCUCACAAAAUCCACGACGUUCGUCACGAGCAAGGACUCGGGGCUGUAUUCCGCCACUUUCGAUAAGGCAGGGAGUACCCCACAGCUUGACGGCUUGCCUUCCAAGCACCUGAGCAGGACUGGAGAAGGCCACCUGGAUGUCAUGCCGAGGAAAGUAAUGUACUUCGCGUCAGGAAGCGGCAUACCCGAAAUAAAAACUAUCCUGUCGGGAUUCGUCAUCCACGGAUACCUCGGUGGGCGUGUGCUGUUCACGAAAUCCCUCGGACUUGCACUCUCUGUCGGAUCCGGAUUGUCUUUAGGCAAGGAAGGACCAUUUGUUCACAUCGCUUGCUGUGUGGGUAACAUCAUCAGUCGCUUUUUCCAGAAGUACGAGACGAAUGAAGGUAGACGGCGCGAGAUCCUCAGUGCGGCCAGUGCGGCUGGCGUCGCCGUCGCCUUCGGUGCUCCUAUCGGUGGCGUGCUCUUCUCUCUGGAAGAAGUCUCAUACUACUUCCCGCCUAAAGUCAUGUGGCGCAGUUUCUUCUGUGCUAUGAUCGCCGCCGUCACGCUCAAGUUCCUCGACCCUUUCGGAACCGGCAAACUCGUACUGUUCAAAGUGACGUACGACAAGGACUGGCACUACCUCGAGCUACCGGUAUUUGCCCUUCUCGGUGUGUUCGGUGGUGUUUACGGCGCCUAUUUCUCCAAGCUUAACUACCGAUGGAGCAAGCACAUUCGCAACAAGACGUGGCUGAAAACGCAUCCUGCUGCCGAAGUUCUCCUUGUGACACUCCUUACAGCGGGCACAUGUUUCCUCAACCGCUACACGCGCAUGGGCGGUCCAGAACUCGUCUACAAUCUCUUUGCGGAAUGCUCCUCCGAGAAGGGGCACGAGGGCCUCUGUGUGCGCGAGCGGGAGGAAGUAAACGCAGUCCUCAGCGCUAUAGGCGUGACGCUGCUUGUCAAGGGCGCGCUGACCAUCAUCACCUUUGGGAUCAAAGUGCCUGCGGGAAUAUUCAUACCCACCCUCGGCGUCGGCGCGUGCUUUGGAAGGAUCGUGGGAUUGGCAUUGCAGACCCUUCAAGCGCAGAGACCGGAUCUUCCCGUUUUUGGGUUCUGUAAACAGGGGGAGGACUGUAUCAUCCCUGGGGUAUAUGCUAUGGUCGGAGCGGCUGCUACACUAUCCGGUGUGACGCGCACGACGGUAUCUCUGGCUGUCAUCAUGUUCGAGCUGACGGACAGCCUGACAUACACCCUCCCGGUCAGCUUGGCGGUGCUGGUGGCAAAGACGAUCGCAGAUCGCAUUGAACCGAAAGGAAUUUAUGAUCUGGUCAUCGACCUCAAUAACCUCCCAUACCUGGACGCUAAGCGUCAAUAUAUUUGGGGCGCACUCAUGGUUACGGAUGUCACAAACCGAAAGGUGGACGUCAUUCGCACUGUGCAGGACAACACGGUCAAGUCCCUCCGCGAUAAACUUAUCAGCGCUGUCAAUGCAGGGAAUGGGGAUUCCGGGUUCCCAAUCUUGGCUCACGCUGAGGACGGCGAAAAGAUGAUUGGAUAUAUCGGAGCGAACGAGCUAGAGCAUGCCCUCUCGAUUGUUGCCGAGAAUCCGGACGCUUCCUGUCAUUUUCACCAUACGACAUCACACGAUCUCCUAAAUCUGUCAAUUUCUUCCUUGUACAAUACACCUCUUCCACAAGACCUAUAUGACCUGUCGAUCUACAUGGACCAGGCUCCAUUGACGGUAGCGGCGCAUGCUCCGCUGGAGCUUGUUCAACAGCUGUUUGUCAAGCUCGGUGCCAAAUAUGUGGUCGUUGUGAAUGAUGAUGGCACUUAUCAAGGUGUAAUUGACAGGAAGACCUGGCUGCAAUUUCUUCACCGGCUUGAGGAAAAGGAAUGA
This is a messenger RNA of Dacryopinax primogenitus, 2451 nucleotides long. RefSeq names its product clc channel. Gene Ontology annotation, cellular component: early endosome; membrane; Golgi apparatus. NCBI's taxonomy places the organism in Eukaryota, Fungi, Basidiomycota, Dacrymycetes, Dacrymycetales, Dacrymycetaceae. Gene Ontology annotation, biological process: chloride transport; transmembrane transport. Gene Ontology annotation, molecular function: voltage-gated chloride channel activity. Bases 1 to 2451 code for a protein of 816 amino acids. The transcript has 10 exons. The record is from RefSeq and is a predicted model, not a curated record.